Purpureocillium takamizusanense is the source of this 714-nucleotide messenger RNA. RefSeq lists its product as uncharacterized. The record is from RefSeq and is a predicted model, not a curated record. NCBI's taxonomy places the organism in Eukaryota, Fungi, Ascomycota, Sordariomycetes, Hypocreales, Ophiocordycipitaceae. Bases 1 to 714 code for a protein of 237 amino acids. The transcript has a single exon.
AUGGGUCUCCUGCCCAGCUUCAAGCAAAAAUAUGUACCACUUCUCAACAGCUCUUUGCUUGGCAACUCUCAGCAACCAAAGUCUCCUCUGAAACGUUGGAUCCUCAUUGUUCUCUUUGCUUGGUGGAAUGUCAUACUUGUCGGCUGGGGCCUCUACUGCUUCAAGGCAUACAUCAACUCGAAAAAUCCCGCCAUAGUACCCGUGUCGUGCGACUGCGGCGCGACUAUCGAAGAAGCCGUCUCAAAGGGCUGCAAGUACGAUGCUCUCUCGGUUUCGUGGCUGCCGCCGCAGUGCCGUGAUGAUGAACUCACGUUUGAGUUCAACAAAGCUGGGCCCGGCGGCGAGUGGCUCUACUGGGCGGACCGGAACAUGACCCAGCCAUUGACGCUCAAUAAAAUUGGGGCUUUGGCUGAUAAGCCCAUCCAAGAUGCGCAAUUUUGGACUACAUUUGGUUGGCAUAUCAGCCAUUGCUCUUUCUACUGGAGGAAGGAACAUAGGAUGAGGGACAGAGGUGUGGAGGUUGAGCACCGGUAUGAUCGGGAGAGUCACAUCAAGCACUGCCACACGGCGUUUAUGGCAAGAACUCCGUUGAACGAGACCAAUACCAAGGCGGCUGUGGGCUUAGGAGGAGACAAAGUCGGCGGAGUCAGGACGGAAGAGCAGACAAAACAUGAGCAUGUGCACAAUGGGCACGAAGGAGAGCAUCACGACUGA